This is a messenger RNA of Phascolarctos cinereus (koala), 939 nucleotides long. Its product is annotated as olfactory receptor 1f45-like. Lineage: Eukaryota; Metazoa; Chordata; Mammalia; Diprotodontia; Phascolarctidae. Gene Ontology annotation, biological process: G protein-coupled receptor signaling pathway. Gene Ontology annotation, molecular function: G protein-coupled receptor activity; olfactory receptor activity. Gene Ontology annotation, cellular component: membrane. The record is from RefSeq and is a predicted model, not a curated record.
AUGGAAGGGAGAAAUCAAUCCAGAGUCUCAGAGUUCAUCCUCCUGGGCCUUUCGGACCAGCCAGAGCAGCAGAGGCUCCUAUUCUUCUUGUUCCUCCUUAUGUACCUGAUCUCAGGGCUGGGGAACUUACUCAUCAUGCUAGCUAUUAGCUCUGACCCCCACCUCCACACCCCUAUGUACUUCUUCCUCAGUAACUUGUCCUUGGUUGACCUCUGCUUCACCUCCACCACCGUUCCCAAGAUGCUGAAUAAUUACAUAUCCCAAAACAGAACGAUCUCUUAUGCUGGGUGCCUGACACAAGUAUUCUUCUUCCUUUGGUUCGCAGGGAUGGAUAGUGUCCUCCUCACUACCAUGGCUUAUGACCGGUAUGUGGCUAUUUGUGCCUCACUCCACUAUAGCACAGUCAUGACUCCAAAGAUCUGUGCCCUUCUAGUAGGGGUGUCUUGGUUUUGGGCCUAUAAUAAUGCCCUGAUACACACCGUCUUGCUGACCCGACUCUCAUUCUGUGGCCAUAAUGAAAUCCCUCAUUUCUUCUGUGUCAGUCCCCUGCUGAAGUUGGCCUGCUCAGAUACCUUCAUCAAUGACUUGAUGAUCUACACAGUGGGAGCGUUGACAAUAAUUCUCCCCUUCAUUGGAAUAAUGAUCUCCUAUGUUCACAUUUUCAUGGCUGUACUGAAGAUCUCAUCUGUGAGUGGAAAGCAGAAAGUUUUCUCCACCUGUGGAUCCCACCUCACUGUGGUCUGUCUCUUCUAUGGGACAAUCAUUGGAGUGUACUUCAGCCCCACAUCCACCCACACAGCCCAACAAGAUACAGCGGCAACUGUGAUGUAUACUGUGGUCACCCCCAUGCUGAACCCUUUCAUCUACAGCCUAAGGAACAAGGACAUGAAAGGAGCCCUGAAGAUGUUCCUCACUAGGAAACCAGGAUUCACUCUAUGA